Rotaria sp. Silwood2 is the source of this 483-nucleotide messenger RNA. The record is from the annotation of a GenBank genome assembly. Lineage: Eukaryota; Metazoa; Rotifera; Eurotatoria; Philodinida; Philodinidae.
AUGCCAGCAAACAUAACUGAUUCAGAAGAAGAAGAAGAAGAUAAUUCUUAUGAUUAUAAAAAUAAAAUAUAUUAUCGUGAAGUUGACAAUAGAAUUGAAGGUACAACACAAUAUAUUAAAUCACUUGGGAUAACUUAUCGACAAAUUUCAAAAGAUGGUCAAUGUUUUGUUAAUUAUGAUGAUCAAUUAUUUAGUGAAAAUAGUUUAAUUAAAAUUCGAAAGAAACUUUUUCGAGUUGAAUCUUGUUUAUUGGAACGUGUUUAUCAUGCAUGUGGUCCAAGAUUACUUCUUAUGUUAAGUGUUGUUUGUCGACUUGUCGAACAAAAUAAAGCAUCAGAUGAAAUUUUAAAUUUAAAACGAUCAACAAAUUUAUUAUCGAUUUAUGAAAAAGAUUCAACAGCACGUCGAAUAAAACGUGUUAUUGCAGAAUCAUGUUGUGAAAAUCAUUGUACAGUUUCGGAAAUUACUCGAUACUGUCAUUAA